GUGAUAACGAAGUGUCAAAAUUCCAGUUACAAUACACAAAAUUUCAGGAGUUACAAAAUAGAUAAAUUAACGGUUUAAAGAGAUCUUCAAAAAUCUUUAACGAAGAACACAGAGAAGCGAAAACAGCAGAUUUCUACAAGAUGACAAAAGUUCUCGAAACGAUCGGCAAAGUUACCCACAUUAACCUAGUGACACCGCGACGCAAAGACAUAAAGCAACAAGUUAGCUCGAUUGAUACUUCUCAACUUCGGAAUGAUAAAUUUAUCUUACUUCCAACAACUUAUAUUCUAAAAACUGACAAGCACGAAAAGCAACUCGGCCACUCCAGCUCUAAAAUAUUGCAUUGUUCAUCAUCAAAAAAUAUUUUAAAGACAUCUUACUGCGAUGAUGACAAAUCAUCUAAGCAGCCAAUGAUUUUUAUCAAAUGCAUUACAGCACCAAAGGGUCCUUUGGCUAGAGCUAUUCAGUGUUCAACAAAGAUAAGCAAAGAUAAAACUAAUUACUGUAUUCAUUUAGAAUCAAAGUUAAAAAAAGAUAGUUCUUACAAAAGUAUUCAGUCAACUGAUUCCUCUAAGAAGAUUUUUGAUAAAAAAACGAAGGUUUCUUGUAAAGGAGCUCUUUCAAAACAAAGCGUUUCACGUCGAAAGUUGAAACCGGAAGUGAUACCAGAUAAAGCAGAUUUGAAAAUUGAUAUCUUGUUCUUGCCAGAGAUGAAGGAUCCACUUUCUCACAUAACCCGUAAGAACGGUCUUGAUCCUUUCGAAAUACCAAGUUCCUUGAAAAAACUCUCAAGAAGAUACAAGAAACGAAUAUGUUCAGCCAGUUGUUGCCAGCCAGUCCGAUCAGCAACCAAGGAUGUUUGCAGCGAUUUCUUUCGCACUAAAGCUUUGGCAUUAGAUACAAAGUCUUCGUCAAAAGAAAGAUGUACGAUGCAAAAACGUCUCGAAGGUCAACGACUUCAACGUUUGCCUUCAGAGCAAAUACUGCGAACUGAGAUCACGCGGAUAGAAUCCGCGAAGUCGGACAAAGCAUCGGCGUGUCAGAAAUCAGCGGUAGCCUUUAGGCGUGCUUGCUUAACGCCUGAGAUUUCCGGGGAUACAUCGCGCUUGCCCAGCUCGCAAGAGUUGCUCACUCGCUACGGGAAGGACAUUCCGGUCUAUCAAUUGGAAAGAUACGAGGCUUGUCGCUCCAAAAGAAACGGUCUUCAAGACGAAUGUAUUCCACCGCUAUUACGAGCUAUAUUGAAAAAAGAGGAGCAGAAACGCACUUUGGACAAGUGCAGCAAAAAAAGAGAACAGAACGUAGAUCAAUUAGAUCAAAAUAGAAUGGGCGAAUCAAUGAAUCCAAUUCAAUUUUUGUUGUAUGUAGAAUAAUAUUUAAAAUCAAGAGAAUUUUAAAAAUGAAUUUUAUAAAAAUUUUAUAAAAACCGGAAAACAAUUAUGUUCGCGAUUGUUCG
Messenger RNA from Mycetomoellerius zeteki, 1456 nucleotides. RefSeq lists its product as uncharacterized. The record is from RefSeq and is a predicted model, not a curated record. Bases 141 to 1373 code for a protein of 410 amino acids. NCBI's taxonomy places the organism in Eukaryota, Metazoa, Arthropoda, Insecta, Hymenoptera, Formicidae. The transcript is spliced from 4 exons.